This is a messenger RNA of Phytophthora infestans T30-4, 684 nucleotides long. RefSeq lists its product as uncharacterized. The record is from RefSeq and is a predicted model, not a curated record. Bases 1 to 684 code for a protein of 227 amino acids. NCBI's taxonomy places the organism in Eukaryota, Oomycota, Peronosporomycetes, Peronosporales, Peronosporaceae. The transcript is spliced from 6 exons.
AUGACCAAACGACCUUCGUGCGACGGCGCUGCAGCAACGCUGCUGCGACAGCGGGCAACUUACUGGUUGUACGAGCAACAACGGGAAACGUGCAAGCAACAUAAACAUACCGCAGAAAUCGUUUGGCAGCAGCGAAUCGGCAACGUGGGUGACUUGAACAGACGGAGUGAAGGCGGUAUUAUCCGGAAGGCCCGUUUCGGUUGUGGUGGUGGUCGCGUUAGCGGACAGCGAUUGCUGAAACCUUUCCAAGUCCAUAACAACCAUCGAGUGGAGAGUCUCACCUUGAACUUUAUAAACGGUGGAGCCGACGGCACAGACGAAGGGCAGGCCGAUGUUGGAAACAAGCAAAUACGCGACUCUAUUUGCAUCCAAGCACGUCUGCUUUGGCUUGCACCUGAAACCAUCGGAAACUACCACUUUCUGCGUCUCUAUCUAGGAGAACAACAAGCACCAGAACCCUUACGCCAGCAACAACAGGAGUUUCAAGCUGCACAGCGUGACGAUCCAUUCGAAGCAAACCAGUAUCUUAUCACUCUCUCUCUCUACGGAGUGUCGCCCAACGAUCCACAACUACCAGCGACAGGCAGCGUCAUUUCCUUCUCGCCCACCGAAUUCAGUAUUUACCGGAACUGCUGCCAAGUGAAUGCGAAACUAUCGGCUAUCAAAACAAUCAACGAUCCCUGA